AUGGACACGAAGACGCUUCUCAGUUUUGUCCUGUUAGGAAAAACCCAUUCAGGAAAAAGUGCAGCAGGAAACACAAUACUGGGACAAAGAGCUUUUACUUCAACAAAGAGUCUCACAUCUGUAACUCAAGAUGUUCAGAAAAAACGCGGCACUGUAUUAAAAAUCCCGGUUGCUGUUCAUGAUACUCCAGGAUUCUGUAACACAGAACUGAGUGAUGAACAGAUCAGACAGAAAUGUCAGAAUGUUCUCAACUCAUGUGAAUCAGAAUCCUGUUUGUAUCUUCUGGUCAUCAGAAUAGGCAAAUUCACUGCAGAAGAGAGAAGAACUGUGGAGCAGAUUGAGAAUCUCUUAGGAGAAGAUCGUCUGAAGAAAACCUGCAUGCUCUUCACCAGGGGAGAUGAACUGGAGAAACAAAAUCAGACAAUUGAGGAAUUCAUCAAUCAAACACAUUAUCUGAAGAAGCUGGUGCAGAAAUAUGAGAACAGAUACCACGUCUUCAACAACAAGAUAAGAAAUUCAUCUGAGCAAGUGAAAAAUCUGAUGGUAAAAACAACAGAAAACUCCACCAGUUCAGACAGAACAAUCGUCCUGCUGGGGAAAACUGGUUUUGGAAAGAGUGCAACAGGAAACACCAUCCUGGGAGAUAAAUGCUUCGAAUCUAAACAUGGUUCAAAAUCUGUAACCAGGGAGAGUGAAGCUCAGAGUGGACGUGUUGGUGGCAGGAAUUUGACAGUGAUUGAUACUCCAGGGUUCUUUGAUACUUCUGUGUUAAAUGAAGAGUUAGUGACAGAGAUAGGAAAAAGUAUCUAUUUAUCCAGUCCAGGACCUCACGCCUUCCUCCUGGUUCUACCAGUAAACAUCAGGUUCACAGAACAUGAACAGGAAGUUAUCCAGAAAAUCGAAUUGUUAUUUGGAGAUGAAGUGGUGAAAUAUACAAUUAUUCUCUUCACUCAUGAAGAUCUGUUAGAGGAAGACGGAAACAAUGUAGAGGAUUUCAUUAGUGAGAAUGAAUCUUUAAGAAAGCUUGUAGAGAAGUGUGGAGGUGGUUAUCACGUCUUCAACAACAGAGAUAAUAAUAACAGAGAGCAGGUCAGUGAGCUGUUAGAGAAGAUCGACAGAAUGGUGGAGAAGAAUGGAGGAAGCUGUUACUCCAACGAGAUGUUUGAGGAAGCAGCCAGAUUCAAAAGAGAGGACGAAGUGAGGAUGAUGCAGGAGAAAGAUAAGCAAAGUUCCAACAGCUCCACCAAUUCAGACAGAAGAAUCGUCCUGCUGGGGCAAAUUGGUUCUGGGAAGGGUGCAACAGGAAACACCAUCCUGGGAGAGAAACGUUUCUUAUCUAAACUUAGAAUGAAAACUGUAACCAGGAAGACUGAAGCCUGUACUGAACAUAUUAAAGGCAGGAAUGUGACAGUGGUUGAUACUCCAGGGCUCUUUGAUACGUCUGUUCCUCAUGAAGAGUUAGAUACAGAGAUAGGAAGAAGUAUCUAUUUAUCCAGUCCAGGACCUCAUGCCUUCCUCCUGGUUCUCAAAAUAAGUGACAGAUUUACAGAACAGGAAGAGGAAAUUAUUCAGAAAAUUAAAAUGUUAUUUGGAAAGGAGGUGGCGAAAUACAUGAUUAUUCUCUUUACUUAUGGAGAUCAGUUAGAUGAACAUGAACAUGUGGAGGAUUUCAUUAAUGAGAGUGAAUCUUUAAGAAAGCUUGUAGAGAAGUGUGGAGGUGGUUAUCACGUCUUCAACAAUAGAGAUAAAAAUAACAGAGAGCAGGUCAGUGAGCUGUUAGAGAAGAUCGACAGAAUGGUGGAGGAGAAUGGAGGAAGCUGCUACUCCAACGAGAUGUUUGAGGAAGCAGCCAGACUCAAAAGAGAGGAGGAGGAGAGGAUGAAGCAGGAGGAAGAAGAGCAAAAGCAAAGAGAACAAGAACUAAAACAAGAGGAAAUUGAAAAUAUAAAGAGAGAGAUAGAAGCAAGAAUUACACAGGAAAGACAAGAGGAAAUUGAAAAUAUAAAGAGAGAGACAGAAGCCAAAAUCAAAUUGGAGACACAAGAGGAAAUGAAUAAAUUAAGAUCACAGUUAGAAAAUAAACCUCAACCCAGUGGAUUCAGUCAGUUUUGGAGAAAGUAUAAAAAAUAUAUUAUAUUAGCUGUGUGUGGAGUUACACUUGUAGGGGCUGGUCUUGGUAUUGCUGCUUAUUGUGGCGGAACUGUUGCGUUUGGUGCUGGAGCUGCUGUUUCUAAAGGUGGAGCUGUUGUUUUUAAAGGUGGAGCUAUUGCUUUUAAAGGUGGAGCUAUUGUUUUUGGUGGUUCUGUUCCUGCAUUAGGUGGUGCCGCUGCUGCCACUGGUGGUACUGUUGCUGUUGCCAAAGGUGGCACUGCUGCUGUUGGUGCAGUUGCUGCUACUGGUGGUGCAGCUGCUGCUUCUGCUGCUGGUGCUGUUACUGCUGCUGCUGCUGGUGGUGGUACUGAUGGCACCGUUGCUGCUGCUGCUGCUGGUGGUGCUGUUGCUACUGCUGCUGCUGCUGGUGGUGCUGUUGCUACUGGUCGUGCUGUUGCUGCUGCCAUUGGUGGAACUGUUGCUGCUGGCAGUGCUUUUGCUGCUGCUGACAGUACUGUUGCUGUUGGUUGUGGUGCAGUUGUCACUGGUGGCUCAACUGCUAUAAUUGGUGGUGCUGUUGCUACUACUGGUGUUGCUACGUGUGGUUGUGCUGUUAUUGGUGGUGCUGCACAGGCUCUCAAAGAAGAGAAGAAAGAAAAAGAGAAAUAG
Messenger RNA from Trichomycterus rosablanca, 2760 nucleotides. Its product is annotated as GTPase IMAP family member 8-like. Gene Ontology annotation, molecular function: GTP binding. The coding region runs from base 1 to 2760 and encodes 919 amino acids. The record is from RefSeq and is a predicted model, not a curated record. NCBI's taxonomy places the organism in Eukaryota, Metazoa, Chordata, Actinopteri, Siluriformes, Trichomycteridae. The transcript is spliced from 2 exons.